AUGGCGGGGGACUUGCAGGUUCUGAACGCCCUGGACGUGGCGAAGACGCAGUGGUACCACUUCACCGCCGUGAUCAUCGCCGGGAUGGGAUUCUUCACCGACGCCUACGAUCUCUUCUGCAUCUCCCUCGUCACCAAGCUCCUCGGACGCAUCUACUACCACGUCGACGGCGCCCCCAAGCCGGGCUCCCUCCCGCCCAACGUCGCCGCCGCGGUCAACGGCGUCGCGCUCUGCGGCACCCUCGCCGGCCAGCUCUUCUUCGGGUGGCUCGGGGACAAGCUGGGCCGGAAGAAGGUGUACGGCCUCACCCUGAUGCUGAUGGUGAUCUGCUCCGUCGCGUCGGGCCUCUCGUUCGGGCACGAGCCCAAGUCCGUGAUGGCCACGCUCUGCUUCUUCCGCUUCUGGCUCGGGUUCGGGAUCGGCGGCGACUACCCGCUCUCCGCCACCAUCAUGUCCGAGUACGCCAACAAGAAGACGCGCGGCGCGUUCAUCGCCGCCGUCUUCGCGAUGCAAGGGUUCGGCAUCCUCUCCGGCGGCGUCUUCGCAAUCAUCAUCUCCUCCGCCUUCAACUUCUGGUUCAGCGCCCCGCCCUACGCGGUCGACCCCGCCGCCUCCACCGUCCCGCAGGCCGACUUCGUCUGGCGGAUCAUCCUCAUGGUCGGCGCUCUGCCGGCGCUGAUGACGUACUACUGGCGGAUGAAGAUGCCGGAGACCGCAAGGUACACGGCCCUUGUCGCCAAGGACGUCGGCCGCGCCAACAAGGACAUGGCCAAGGUGCUGGACACGGAGAUCGAGGAGCAGAAGCCGGCGGCGGCGGCGGAGGAGGAGGAGAUUAUUGCGAGGAGCCGCCAACAACAACAACAACAGGGCUACGGCCUCUUCUCCCGCGAAUUCAUCCGGCGGCACGGGACCCACCUGCUGGGGACCACCACGACGUGGUUCCUGCUGGACAUCGCGUUCUACAGCCAGAACCUGUUCCAGAAGGACAUCUUCAGCGCCGUGGGGUGGAUCCCGCCGCCGCAAACCAUGAACGCGAUCCAGGAGGUGUACAGGAUCGCCAGGGCGCAGACGCUGAUCGCGAUGGUCAGCACGGUGCCGGGGUACUGGUUCACGGUGGUGCUGAUCGACGUGAUCGGGAGGUUCGCCAUCCAGCUGAUCGGGUUCUUCUUCAUGACGGUGUUCAUGUUCGCGCUGGCGAUCCCGUACGACCACUGGAAGCAGAGCGGCAACCGCAUCUGGUUCGUGGUGCUGUACGCGCUGACCUUCUUCUUCGCGAACUUCGGUCCCAACGCGACGACGUUCGUGGUCCCCGCGGAGAUAUUCCCGGCGCGGGUGAGGUCGACGUGCCACGGGAUAUCGGCGGCGUCCGGGAAGCUCGGGGCGAUCGUGGGGGCGUUCGGGUUCCUGUACCUGGCGCAGGAUCGGGACAAGGCCAAGGCGGAUGCAGGUUACCCGGCCGGGAUCGGGGUGAGGAACUCGCUGAUUGUGUUGGGGUUCGUCAACUUGCUGGGGCUGCUGUUCACGUUCUUGGUGCCGGAAUCCAAAGGGAAGUCGCUGGAGGAGAUGUCUGGGGAGCAGGAGGAGGAUGACUCUUCUGCAGCAGCUUCCAACAAUGAUAAUAGGACUGUUCCGGUAACAGUCGCUUAA
Molecule: messenger RNA, 1647 nt
Organism: Linum tenue
Lineage: Eukaryota; Viridiplantae; Streptophyta; Magnoliopsida; Malpighiales; Linaceae
Source: the annotation of a GenBank genome assembly